Molecule: messenger RNA, 973 nt
Organism: Suillus clintonianus
Lineage: Eukaryota; Fungi; Basidiomycota; Agaricomycetes; Boletales; Suillaceae
Product: HAD-like domain-containing protein
Exons: 8
Coding region: 60-803 (247 amino acids)
Molecular function (GO): sugar-phosphatase activity; beta-phosphoglucomutase activity
Source: RefSeq, a predicted model, not a curated record
AUUCAAGUUAUCUUAUCUUAUCACCGUGUCUGAGCAGACCGUCCCAGUUGUUGACCGCCAUGGCGCUGCCAGAGGAGAUCGUGACAGUCGAUGCUAUCCUUUUCGAUCUGGAUGGGACCCUCAUAGACUCCACUCCUGGCGUCAUUUCAGCCUGGAAGACAUUCGCAGAGGAAUACAAACUUGGAUCGCAUCUUCCUAUCGUGCAGAAAACUCACGGACGGAGACUUGUGGAUACCCUGAAGGAUGAGACAAUAUGCAAUAUCCAGGACAAAGAACUUUUGGAUAGCGAAAUUUUGCGCUUCGAGGAUCUGGUGAUCCAGGGUAACCCAGUGGCCCUCAAAGGAGCAGCCGACUUCUUGAAUGAGCUCGAUUCCCACCAUGACAUGCGCGCUAGGUGGACAAUUGUCACAUCAGCCUCGAGGUACUAUGCAGCUCAGUGCAUACCAGCGUGCAAAAUUCCGGUGCCUACGUCAGGGUUUGUGACGGCGGAUGAUGUGAGUGAAGGCAAGCCAAAACCCGCACCGUAUCUCGAGGGAGCAAAAAAACUUGGGAUUGAUGUGACUAAGUGUCUGGUCAUCGAGGACGCACCAUCCGGGGUGCAGGCAGGAAAUAGUGCUGGUGCAAAGACACUUGCAGUUUGUACCUCCCACAAACGCGAGGACUUUGAGAACUGUUCGGAGGAAAUAAAGCGCCCCACGUAUAUAAUUGAUGAUCUGACUAGAGUACGCGUGAAUUGGGAGAACAGCAAGAUUCAACUAACGAUCGAUACCCGUAGAGCACCAGAUGGAUCAGCGAUGUUGUAGACAGACAUCCUGACUCCCGCAAAGUAGCAGUUUCAGGAUUCUCUACCAGGUCUAACGCUUGAUACAAUUCAAAACAUGAGGGUGCUUACCAAUGGCAGAAGCUGCCUCAUCGCGGAUAAGCAAUUUGCUUCCACAGAGUUAAGACACUGCAUAUAGAACCUGAAAUCAAC